Messenger RNA from Saccoglossus kowalevskii, 1194 nucleotides. RefSeq names its product carbohydrate sulfotransferase 13-like. Gene Ontology annotation, molecular function: sulfotransferase activity. NCBI's taxonomy places the organism in Eukaryota, Metazoa, Hemichordata, Enteropneusta, Harrimaniidae. Gene Ontology annotation, biological process: carbohydrate biosynthetic process. Gene Ontology annotation, cellular component: membrane. The record is from RefSeq and is a predicted model, not a curated record.
AUGGUUGCCAACAGAGCUAUACAUCGUUACUCGCCAAAGCCACAUCACGUGAUCCCGAUCAUCGCUAGUUUGUUGUUUCUCGUGUUGUAUCAGAGUGUAUUUACCAAGCUUGUCAACUUAGACAUCUCAACGUCUCCGGCAGAUGUUUCGGAAUACAAAACAAAAUUUACAUCGGGAAAGGUGAGGCGAAUUAACCAAGACCACAGCAAAACAAAUCUUGAUUCAAAAAGAAAAGUUGGAUUGGUUACAGAAACGGGAGCGAAAACGAAAACUAUGCGAAAGAUGGCUAGAUCGAAAACAAAACGUUUCUGGAUGCGGAAAAAUAAGACAUCAUUUGACACGCCUGAAUGGAGAAAAGAACUGAUGAAAAAUUAUGAAUGCCAACAAAGAAACCGAGAUAGAUUGAUGACUGCCCGACAAGCUUGCAUUGCCUACAAUUUACGACCAUCCAAACGACAAAGGCACAUCGGCAAAUACAUCGUUUCGAAGAAAUACAAGUUCAUGUUUGCGUUAACGCCUAAAGCAGCAUCGACAUCCUGGAAACACUUCUUGCGUAUAGUUGACCCUGCUUGCCGAGGGUCUGUAUAUGAUGGCGUGAAAUUAGACAGGCAAAUGUUAAGCAUAUCAAGUCAAGACGAAAAAGAAUACGUUCAUGCAGUGUUCUUUCGUGAACCACUGGAGAGACUGGUGUCUUUUUACUACAACAAUUUACACUAUUCUUCCCCACACUCGGGAAAUAAUAAAGAUUUUGAUGAUGAAAUAAAGAAAAUCGGAAUCCGUAACCACAGUGUGAUGCAUUUCAAAAGAAAAGGAUCCAUUUACAAUAUAACAUUUCCAGAAUUCGGACAGUUAGUUCUUUAUUACAGGGCAAAUGGCAGCGUUCCAAUAUCUGGUCAUGUCAGACACCAGCAUUUAGGAGCGAGUCUGUGUUCGCAUAUGUUUGACUUCAUUGGACACUUUGAGACGCUUGUUCAGGACGCCACCUGUUUUCUUGAAUUGAUUGGCGCUGCAGAUUUGUUUAGUUUUCCAGAAACUCACAUACCAAGAGGAAGCACAUUAUUUAAUGAUACACUGAAGAGCUUGCCGAGAAGCGUCUUAAAUGGCUUGAUUCAAUUAUACAAGAUUGAUUAUGAUAUACUAGGUUAUGCCGUUCCCAAGAUUUGGUCAACCGAAAAUAAUACCGCUGCCGUAUAG